This is a messenger RNA of Fusarium proliferatum ET1, 276 nucleotides long. RefSeq lists its product as uncharacterized. The coding region runs from base 1 to 276 and encodes 91 amino acids. The record is from RefSeq and is a predicted model, not a curated record. The transcript has a single exon. Lineage: Eukaryota; Fungi; Ascomycota; Sordariomycetes; Hypocreales; Nectriaceae.
AUGCCGCCAUGGCAUGGAAGGAUGAAAAGCAUACAGACUUCUGCUAUCGGCAUGUUCAUUCCGUCUGAGCUUUCGCGCGCGUUACUUCAACCUCUUUGCCAACUCACCCUGGCGCUAACCACUGCAACCUCAACUCGGCUACAGCAUCACUUCCCCAGAACCCUGGUCGAGGCAAAGGAUCAUUUACUUCACUCAACCGAGAUGCGCCAAUUCAGCGCCCUAGAGAUCUCGACCUCAUCCUUGUCGCCCAUCUCAAAAGUGCAAGGCAGCCAGUAA